This is a messenger RNA of Dermacentor andersoni, 1759 nucleotides long. Its product is annotated as xaa-Arg dipeptidase-like. The record is from RefSeq and is a predicted model, not a curated record. NCBI's taxonomy places the organism in Eukaryota, Metazoa, Arthropoda, Arachnida, Ixodida, Ixodidae. Gene Ontology annotation, molecular function: dipeptidase activity.
GUCUCGUCUCCAAACUGUCGAGGAGGUUGUCCCCAUGACGGCUUGCGCCGUCCUUUGUCCAUGUGGUGAUAGCGACUUCGGCACAUGACAGAGGCCCUCCUUGAGAAAGUGCCGGCGAGCACAAGAAAACCCUAUGCGACGAAGUAUUUCUCAGGAUAUAUCCCUCACCCUGCGCGCGGAGGCCAGACGAGUCUCGACUUACCGUGAAAGCAAUGGCCGCGGACUUAAAGGAGCUCGUGCAUAACGUCGUCGAGGCGAACUCGCAAGACCUGUGGCAACUGAGUCGUUUCGUAUGGGAGCAUCCCGAGCUAGCUCUGAACGAGGUGCAAUGCCACGACUGUCUUACAGGCUUCUUGGAACGACGUGGCUUCGACAUGACGCGUAAUUAUCUCCUGGACACAGCGUUCAAGGCGGAGUUUCACGCUCCUGGCGUGGCAGAAGGGCCCUGCAUAGCACUGCUGUGCGAAUUUGACGCCUUGCCCGACAUUGGUCACGCCUGCGGACAUAACCUGAUCGCCGAGGCCUCCGUGGGUGCGGCGCUUGCCGUGCAGGCGGCGAUGAAGAGUCAUAGCGACAUUCGUGGCAAAUUGGUCGUUCUCGGCACACCUGCGGAGGAGAGUCACUGCGGUAAGGAGCUGCUGAUACGAAGGGGCGCCCUGGCGGGAAUCGACGCAGCACUCAUGUCUCACCCAUUUCCGGUGGACAUCUUGACGGCUGCCUUUGCAGCGACGGAUCAGCUUGUGGUCCGCUUCAAAGGUAAAGCAGCUCAUGCAGCAGCAUCGCCGUGGGAAGGAGUUAACGCCCUGGACGCUGCCGUCGCUUCGUACGUCAACAUCGGCCUGCUUCGGCAGCAGCUGAAGCCAACCGCUCGGGUGCAUGGCGUCAUCACUAAUGGCGGCAGGUACCCCAACGUCAUUCCCGAGGAGGCGGAGAUGAGCUACUUCGUCCGGGCUCCGAGCACCGAAGAGCUGGUCGAGCUCAAGCGAAGGGUCGAGGCCUGCUUCCAGGCUGCAGCCGAAGCCGCGGGCUGCACCGCGCACCUGGACAGGCGCUCGACGUACAUGCACGUCGUGCACAACGACGCCAUGGCGAGAGCGUACCGGAAACACGCCCGCGCGCUCGGCGUGUCCUUCGUCGAUGACGUCGUUACGAACCUGCCGCCGUCGGGAGCAGCCACGGACUGCGGCAACGUGUCCCACCGCGUGCCCACCAUCCACCCGCUGUUCGGCGUCCCCAGCGCCCAGGGAGCGGCCAAUCACACGCGGGAGUUCGCUGCCGUGGCCAACGCUGUGGAUUCGCAGGCUCCCACCCUGCGAUCCGCCAAGGCCCUGGCCUUGACGGUGCUCGACCUGCUAAGAGACGCGGAGUUGUUAGGCGAAGCGCAGCGAGAGUUCGCUGCGCAGCGACUGCCGCUGGAAAAAGAAGAGAUGCGAAUCAUGCUUUCACAGAGCGACACUAAAUGACGACAUUCGCGAGCUAAAAUACACAAGCUGCAAGUUCAGCGAAACAAAGUUUACAACCCUUAUUAGAAAUACACCUGCACCAGAGUUUUCAUACUCAGUAAUGCAGUAUGUUUACGGUAAUACACGAGCAUUGCAAUGUACAUUGAAUUAAAUUGGGGUUUUGGACCUUUCCAGGAAGAGGAAACGAAAGGAGAAGACAGGGAUGUUAACCAGAAAUGUGCCUGCUUGGCCACCCUUCUCAGGGGGCCGGGAAAGAGGGAAUAUAAAGAUAUAGAGAGACCAGAAGGGAAGGGGGG